Messenger RNA from Dibothriocephalus latus, 348 nucleotides. NCBI's taxonomy places the organism in Eukaryota, Metazoa, Platyhelminthes, Cestoda, Diphyllobothriidea, Diphyllobothriidae. The record is from the annotation of a GenBank genome assembly.
AUGUCCUUUUGCGGGAGCCCCCUAUACGCCAUAUUUUGUGGUAGGUUUAUAUUUGUGUCACGACGUUCAGAGGCCAUCCGACAACAUCCGGACUUGCACAAUGUCGAUGAAAAUGUUGUCCGCAACACCAUCAUAGAAAUAUUCCACGGGUCUCGGGACCGCUAUGGUGGGGUGCGAGGAAAGCAAAGGUAUGUUUUCCAUGGAGGGUUCCUGGAAUUACUAAACUCUGAGGACACGGAGCCCGCAAAUCUCGAUGAAUUUCGAGCAAGUACUUCAGUGUAUGAACAGCCCUCCAUACCUGAAGAAUGUUAUCCCAAGUAUGACGAUCAAUCCCUGAAUGAACAAUGA